Messenger RNA from Polypterus senegalus (gray bichir), 1218 nucleotides. Its product is annotated as protein Daple-like. Bases 1 to 1218 code for a protein of 405 amino acids. The record is from RefSeq and is a predicted model, not a curated record. NCBI's taxonomy places the organism in Eukaryota, Metazoa, Chordata, Cladistia, Polypteriformes, Polypteridae. The transcript is spliced from 6 exons.
AUGACCAACUAUCCAUCACAGUCAGAUCAGGUCAGGGCUGUUACUUACCGGGCUUAUGAGUUUACGGCAGUGGCACUGCUUGUCGUGCUGUCUGUGGAGCGCCAAAGUGGAGGAGGGCAGUUUGCGCGGGAGCUGGAAACGGGCGCGCCAGCUGAAGUACCCAUAAAAGGGAAGCACGUGGACGGAACGACGCAAGCUGUAUGGGAAAAUAGAUUUCAGACUGAGGAACAGAAGAACUGUACUAUAGAAGGAAUCACUAAUGAUGCACCAGAAGCAGACAAGUGCCAGAGUACAGUGGACCAGUGUGUGGAACAUGCAACGUCACAGGAUCAAAGUGAAGAGAACACAAAAAGACUUCAUAUUGAAAAUCAGCCCUUGAUGGUCAGACCCAAAGAGGAAACUUUAGAAGUACAGCAACUCCGUCAAGAAUUGGAGUGCUGCAGAAGUGAAAAUGAGGUUCUUCGGGCUAAAGUAAAGUCAUUAAGCAGAGCAGUGGUCAAGCCUGAGCCAGAAUACACAUCACUGACAUCCGAGAAUAGAGAGCCAGACCCUAAAAUGCAAACAAUGUAUCAGGAAAUGAAGGCGAAGCUUGAGGUGGACACGACUGAGAAGGCCUUGCAUGGGAACGUUGCCCAACAAGAAGUAGCAACAUGCAGAACCGAGAGUGUGGAACUUGGAGUUGAGGUCCAGUGGCUUCGCACAGAAAUAGAGAAACGUAACAAUGAAAAUGUGUCACUGAGUUCAGAGAUCAAGGAGAUGGCCUCUCAACUGAAGAGGGUUCAACAGAAGGUGGACGAGUACAGGCUGCAAAAUGAAAAACAUGAGGUUGAAAUUGAGUUGCUGCAGCAAGAUCUAAUGCAAUACAGCAAUGAAAAUAAAGCUCUUUGGGCUGAAACGGAGCAAAAGGCCCUAGAUAUUAAGUGGCUGUGCCAAGAAAUAGCCGAACUGGAGAAGGAAAACGCAUCCAUCAGAGAAGAAGCUGGUGGGAUAGCUCUGAAGACGAAGUGGCUCCACAAUGAAAUGACAUACUGCACUCUGGACAAGGAAGAGUCCCCCAAAGAGGAUGAACAAGAUGUGAACCAUGAAGCACUCAAGUUCCCCACCUUACACCAGCUGAAGAAUCAGUCAGAAUUUAUCCCCGUGCUUAAAAAUACAAUUCUGGUUGUAUUCCUGGUGAAGGAGACAGUAGAAAAAGGGAGGUGGGUUAUUUACCUCUAA